This is a messenger RNA of Penicillium longicatenatum, 1488 nucleotides long. Its product is annotated as MFS transporter. Bases 1 to 1488 code for a protein of 495 amino acids. Gene Ontology annotation, molecular function: transmembrane transporter activity. The transcript is spliced from 5 exons. NCBI's taxonomy places the organism in Eukaryota, Fungi, Ascomycota, Eurotiomycetes, Eurotiales, Aspergillaceae. Gene Ontology annotation, biological process: transmembrane transport. The record is from RefSeq and is a predicted model, not a curated record.
AUGGAGAAACACGCUGCCACAGAAUCAUCGUCCAACCCGGAUCUGGAGAAGAACGAGCCAGCAUCUUCCACUGCCAACAGCGAUGAGACUGACAGAAGUACCUUUCAAGUUCAGUUUGACGAUGGCGAAAAUCCUAAGGCAUUCAGUCCCUACUAUAAGGCUUUUCUGACCUGGGAAAUGAGCAUGUUGGCCUUUGUCGGUUCGCUAGGGUCAUCUAUAAUGUCGCCAGCGCAGACCGAUUUGAGCGAGUAUCUCAAUAUCAGUAAAGAGCUUACGGUUUUAAGCUUGUCGCUUUUUGUUCUCGGAUAUGCCUUCGGUCCGUUGAUUUGGGCCCCGAUCAGCGAAGUCUACGGCCGGAGAUGGUCCAUGCUGCCGGCAGUAUUUGCGCUAGGUAUUCUCAGCAUCGGAACUGCGGUCAGCCAGAAUCCGGCUAGCGUGUUUAUUACUCGGUUCAUCGGCGGCGUUUUUGGGUCUGCGCCCAUUAGCAAUGUCUCUGCUGCUCUGGGAGAUAUCUACGACCCUCGUACUAGAGGCGUACCGAUGUCAUUUUAUGCACUUUGUGUUAUUGGUGGACCGGCUCUCGCGCCUUUGGUUGGUGCUUCUCUGACAGUGAAUCCGCAUCUCGGAUGGCGAUGGACCGAGUACAUGGAAGCCAUCAUCGUUUACGUGGUUUUCAUGAUCACUGUCCUCUUUCUGCCUGAGACCUAUGCGCCAGUCCUUCUGCGGAAAAAGGCCCAGAAGAUGCGCAAAGAAACUGGAGAUCAGAGAUAUUGGCACCCGUCGGAAGGAAUGAAAGUUGAUUUGAGAAACAUCGCCACAAAACAACUCAGUCGGCCAUUGAGGAUGUUCUUCACUGAGCCAAUGGUUUUUACGAUUGCUCUUUAUGCGUCGUUCAUCUACGGACUACUUUUCCUGACUCUGGAAGUCUUCCCAAUUAUUUUCCAGGAGAAUCGCCAUUUCACCUUGGUAAUCUCGACUCUUCCGAUCCUGGGCCUUUUGGUCGGCGUUAUCUGCGCCUUGUUCGUGAAUCUCGCAAAUCAGCCUCUAUAUACGCGUGCUGUGGAGAGAAACAAUGGGAAAGCAGUCCCGGAAGCUCGCCUUCCACCAAUGAUCAUUGGGGGAUGUCUUUUUUCGAGUGGCUUGUUUUGGUUUGGAUGGACUGCAGAUCCCGAGAUCCCAUGGGUGGCUCCCACGGUGGCAGCUGGAUUCAUUGGCGCGGGUUUCAAUAUAGUUUUCCAACAGUGCCUAAAUUUCUUGGUUGACACGUAUGGAACGUACGCUGCAAGUGCCGUUGCGGCGAAUAAUCUGCUACGGUGCCUCAUGGCUUUCGGACUCCCUUUGGUGGCAAGGCCUAUGUUUCUGAAUCUAGGGGUGGGACCGGCAGCGAGCCUCCUGGGUGGAAUAUCUUGUCUUGCAUUGCCCGUACCGUUUCUUUUCAUGAAGUAUAGUGAGCGUCUCCGUGCAAGGUCGAAAUUUGUGGAGAAUUAG